Molecule: messenger RNA, 867 nt
Organism: Lodderomyces oxycetoniae
Lineage: Eukaryota; Fungi; Ascomycota; Pichiomycetes; Serinales; Debaryomycetaceae
Product: arylformamidase
Exons: 1
Coding region: 1-867 (288 amino acids)
Molecular function (GO): arylformamidase activity
Source: RefSeq, a predicted model, not a curated record
AUGGAUGAGGUAGUAACAUGUUCAUAUGGUGACCAUCCGUUACAGAAGGUAAAGGUAUGGAAUUAUGAUGCUGAGAACUUGAACACGUAUAUUUAUAUACAUGGUGGUGCGUGGAGAGAUGCUAGCAAUACGUUUGACGAACUUGAGCCUGUAGCGGAAUUGAACCGAGAAUCAACCUUUUUUGGCAUCAAUUAUCGGUUAUCACCCGAGAUCAAGCAUCCUUUGCAUUUGAUAGAUAUCGGUAAUGCCUUGUUUUAUAUUGCAACAAAAUUCAAGGUGGGAAAGUUGCAUUUGUUGGGGUAUUCAGUUGGCGCAACAAUGAUACUCCAACUUUUCCGCUACUUUGACAUUAUUGAACAAGGAUUUCUUGCUCUAAAAAUAACGAACGACUUUGAAAAAGUUACUAAAGAAGUUGAGAGGUAUAUGGCUAGUACCCAAAAAAGGGAAUUCAAAAGUAUGGUUAAAACAGGAAAGUUGAGUUUCACCAGUGUCAAGUUCCUUGAUGGUAUUUAUGAUGCGCUGAGCUUAAUUAAAGAGUACCCUUCUUACCUGCUGUUUAUCUUGGAUGCUUUUCCAUCGAUAAACUGUGCCAAAUCGAGUAUUUCCUUACCCAGUUUACUAACAAAAGAAAAUCUAUUCGAAAACAAGUUUAUCAAUGAAAAUACAAAGCUCAUCAUUUGUCAAUCCUUGGAGGAUGAUUUAUUAUCCAUGAACCAAACUAAACACUUGAUAGAUUUCCUUGUCUCAAAACAAUUGGGAUUCUCUUUACACACUGGUAAUUGGGGAAAACAUGACGACAUCUACGGUGAUCAACGAAACAAAGUUUUUGUAGGUGAUUCUGUAAUAUUGUGUUAUACUAAGUCAUGA